ACAUUUUGACAGUUCAACUUGUGUGGUUCCAUAGAUAAUAAUAAAUCAUGUGUGGUUCCCACAUAGAGAAACAUUGUUUUUCUAUGGGUUCCCAUUAAAAAGUGACGUAAGCAGCAAGUAAUGCCAGAAUUGAAAAAAUCGGUGUUACCGAACUUUAAAAUGCUAAAUCGGGAGAACCAGUAACAAGUUACUAACAUUAUUUCCCAUAGAAUGUUUGAAGGUAUUCAAAGAGUUGUUUGUAUUGAUAAUAAAGCCGUUGCUAAGGUAAACAAACAACUUCGGUGAAAACGAUGUCUACACAGGACGAAGUAAUAAGUUUGGUGGAGUUCAAGUCUCCUCCACCCCAUAAUGUAAGAAAAGCAAAGCCGCGUACCAAUAGGGUUAGUUCCCCGCCCGCACAAUCGGUCUAUUCCCACAAAAGUCAUGACGUUGUAAGCUUAUUUUCUGUGAAGAAUGCUGCCAAAUUUAAAAAACACUCAGAUGAAAGCACCGAGGACAGCCAGAGUCUGGAGACUACAGAGAUAUCCGACGAUGUAUUCGCGAAACCUGGGAAUGUUAGAAAACCAUCCUACAAAGAGAAAAUCAGGGAGCGUUUUAACGUGGUAAAAAAUCGAGCUGGUUCUUCAUCAAACACCCUCAGUUCUCACAAAGGUAGCCGAGAAAAAUUUCUUAUGAAUAGAGUGCGAAAGGAGAGCAUCAACAUAGACGCUGACUUUGAAAAUGCAAGAAGCAGAUACCACUUGGGCAAAAAGAGCUCCAAACAAUUGGCCUUAUUUUCCAAAGUUAAAUCACCAGAAAAACACGAUACCGAAGUAAUCGAUGAUUUGGAAGGUAACUCUCAACGAAAAGGUGACGGUCUAUUAACGUAUCAACCAGGAGAACAACUGAAAACUAAUGUACAAUUAUCCGAGGCAGAACAUUUCUUCAUAUUUAAAGGAGAUCCUGUAGAAUUACAGAGUAAACUAAAUGAUGAAGAACCAAGAUUCCUUGAAGAGGAAGGAUUCUAUGUCCCUAAAAAAGACAGUUUGUCAGGAAGAAAUUUUAAUAUUGUCGAAAAACGCUUACUGGGCUUAGACGACAGAAAAUGGUUUAAUUGCGAAGGAAGGCUAAUUAUGCAAGAAAACCCCGUUCUAAAUAGAUCUUUAAGAGAACCAAAACCAAUUAAAGAUUCAAACAUAACAACCUAUUCUCCACCUACAAAUAAAAUAGACUGCAGCGAAGUUGUAGUGAUAAGAGACCGAAUUUUGGAGUUGCAUUUGAAAAACCUUAAAUUCGUGCAUCAUCCAUUGUUCAGCAUAGAACACGUUUUCGAACGAAAACUGACGAUUUGCCACGAAAAAUAUAAACAUUUUUUGGAAAACAACAACCUAUCGAGGUUAUUGAAAAGGCUGGAUGCUAUAAGGCACGUCAAAAAAAACCUUCAAAGUCUCCGCAAGGGAGAAAUUGGUUUGGAAGUGAAAAAAUACUCGCAGGAAAUCAAAGAGCUAAGAAAAUUAUCGUAUGAAGAGGGUAAAGUUGUAAGAGGUAACACCAAAUUAAUUCUGGAAACGUGGAAGUGUAUUAAAAAAAUACGCGAAGCUAACGGAUAUUCCAACACGAAUAUAAAAUUAGCCAUUAAAAAAGAACCAGUGGAUACAGCUGAGGAAAAAAUAAAUCAAGAACAGCAAAUUAAGGAAGCGAUAGAAGAAAUUCUGGAGGAGCAUAAAUUGUUGCAUAAAGAAAAAAUUAGGCAAUACAAGAAGGAAAUACAAACUUGGAAAUCUUUGGAUAACAUAGAUGUAGAUAAGGAUGAAGAUCCGCCGAAAAAGCCAAUUUUCAACAUUGACGAAAAAAAGAUCGAAUCGGAAGUGCGAAAGCAAUUUGAAGAAAGCUUUAAGCCUCCUGGAGAACCAAUUCUGACCUUCUUUCUUUUAACUGAUAACGAGGUUACCAAAGAGGUAAGUAACGCAAAAGAAAACGUUCGAAGGAACGCGGUGAAUUCCACGAAAAUAUCGUUGAGAGUGGUGUGCAACAAAAUUGAGGUUUGCAAGACUCAUUUAACUCAUUUAAAUAACAGUUUUAACGUACAAAUAAAGGAAGAUAUAUCCAUACAGCUCACAAACAUUCCUGAGAGUAUUACUAUAGAAGUGAUAGAGCAACCGAAAUCGUUGCUUAGAAGGAAAAUAACGGAGAUAGAGUUGACUUUGCCCGGGCAAAAAAGUGCGCCAAGAGAUGUGGAAAAACUUUUCGAAAAAGAUGAAAUCGUUCAUUACAAACACGAAGGAGUCGGCUCAGGCAUUCGACUGGCGUCUAUAUUAAGCGAUUACAAUUUGACUUUUGACGAAGAUUUGAACUUAAAUACUCGUGGAAUAUUAAUGUACAACCUGGGGUGGGAAGGCUCAAUGAAAGAGCAAACUCUAGAGGUGGAAGACUCCAUAGAGCAACUCGUUAACGAUGUUUUAGACAAAAAUGGGAUUAUUAACGUGGAAAAACUCCACGAAUGGAUAACGUCGUUCACACCCGAUCCACAGGACCCAAAGAACUCCAUUCUGUACGAGUACAUUUCGAGUUUUGAUAAAAAUUUGACUUAUGAAAAGAAGAGCAACCAUUUUAGAUUAAAUCCUCAUUUAGAGUCGCUUCAAUUCUGCGAUAUAAAAGAAAUUGAAAACAACAUAAGAUUGACGAUGUUGCAACUACGAAAUCAAAAUGAAAUCGAAUUUGAUGGCAUGACGAUUCCCAAUAGGGUGAAAGAAAUUCCUCUUAAUGCUCUGGCGGACUACAAAAAGCGAUUGGCUGUAGAAGAUAAAGUGUUUUAUGAAGACGAUUUCGAUGUGGACUUUGAACAGCACAGAAGCAACAGCAAAAAAUACUUGAGACAAGUACACAACAAAAUAUUUCAAAAAUGCAAAAACUACGAUAAUAAUCUUUUGUACGAGAAUGUCGUCAAUGAAAAGUAUCUGCCUUAUUUAGAGCAGUUAAUUAAAGUGUUACUUUCGAAUUUUUUAAAUUGGUUUCGGUGGAGACCAAAAAUUUCCCAACCUUUACCAAUUGUUAAAAACGAUGGUGAGGAUAUUAAGGAGAAAUUCGGUCAGUUUUCUGAACAAGUAAACAUAAUUAUUAAAAUAAAUUCGGGAAUUAAUUUAACAUCUGGACGAAAACAAGAACCAAACGAUAAUAAAAAAAAUCAAAAUGAAGUUCAAAGAUUUAUAGAAAUAUCGUAUAAUGGUUAUAGAAUACGCUCAUCAAUCAGUUUUGGAGAAAAUCCAUGCUGGAAUGAAGACCUCACACUUCCAAUAGAAUCUCAACAAAUCGACUAUUUAAAUCCCAACGCUCUUAGCGGUAUAAUUUUCGUAAAUUUAUUCGAUUUAAAAAAUUCAAAAAGUAAUAUUGAAGAAACAGAUUGGAUAGGAUGCAUUGACAUACCGUUGGCGGCUGUUUGUUGCAAUAAUACAUUGUGCGGAAAUUUUAAAGUUAAGGUUCCAUACUUUCUGCAAAACCUGGAUGAGGAAUUGGACAAAAAUAAAAUUAAAUCUCCAAGAGUAAAUAGUUACUUAAAUAUGAGUGUAUCUAUUGAACCCAACAUACCCAAGCUGACACCAAGUAUGGCUGAAUUGCCGUCAAAUGAUGCCCCAUUCAUCCAAGAACACAUUAUCAAUUGGAAUGAACUAUACAAUAACAGCUUUCCGAGUAGAAAAUUUUCGGCUCUAUCCAUCGACGUUAACUGCAAAACAAAUUGCCUAACAAAAUAUUUGAGGCCCUUAGAACCUCCCCAACUAAACGAGUCAUAUGAUUUUGGAGCUGAUCAGUGUGCAAGAUAUGUUUCUUUGAUACCUUUUACGGAUUGCAGCCAAUUUUACCACAAUAUAUGGCUUAAAACCGAAGAACUUCUUAAUUUAUCGAUCGGAUCGAUAAUUGACCACGCUGUCGCCUUAACUUGCUAUUUACUGGCUUUAAAAAUGGACGUGUGGCUUUUAUUGGGUUUUGGUGUGCCACAAGGGUCCACCGCUUACGUUUUAGUUAGGGAGUACCGCAGGGAAGUGGAACUUCCACAAUAUUACAUUUAUGACGUCACUUGUAACGCCAAAUAUUACGUUACUGAAGGAACGUGCCCUUUACAGAGGGUGUAUUGCCUCGUCAACGAAUCCAAUGUGUGGGCAAAUAUACAAAGAAACGACAAUAUACCGUUUAUGAGGUUUGACUUGACAAGAAGAUCUGAUUGGUUGCCAUUGUUUAGUAAUGAUAUUUACGCACCCACGAACUCAGUGAACUUUAAGGUAGAAUACAAACCUACAAUUAAUGUUGAAUUUUUGGAAACGCUAUUGGAAACCAAAAUAAAGAAGAAAAUAUCAAAACUUAGGAAACUAAAUAGAACAACUUGGAUUAUUAACAAAUCAUAUACCUUCAAGAACCUUUUAAGGUCAAUGGAAGCAAAUGCUAUGUUUGAAAGAAAUAAUUCUGAUAUUGUAACAGAAAUAUUUCCCAUAGUAUUUUCACAAAAGAUGGAUGGAUUUAUUUUAAAUACUACUUUUGAUAAUGUUUCAUUGAUGGUUAAAAAAUUGGAAAGAACCUUAUUUCAUAAUCAAAAUGAUAAUAUUAACGAAUUUGCUUUAACAGUAUUUAUACAAUGCUAUCCAGGACAAAUUUUAUCUGUAUGGAUUUGUUUAGCAUUUUUAAAUAAACAAUAAAAAAAAUGUUUCCUUGUUUAAUUUAACUAUUAUAACACAACAUGCCAAAGUUCAUUCAAAUUAAUACAAAAUUAUUAUGAAG
Molecule: messenger RNA, 4746 nt
Organism: Brassicogethes aeneus
Lineage: Eukaryota; Metazoa; Arthropoda; Insecta; Coleoptera; Nitidulidae
Source: the annotation of a GenBank genome assembly